CCACACAAUCAACUGUUUCUUCUUCAUUUCUACUCUUCCACUGCUGUUUUUUUUUUCGUUCCAUUUCUAUCUUGUGAUCGAAGUCAUUCUGAAGACUGAAGAAUGUGUGGAGGUGCUAUCAUCUCUGAUUUCAUACCUCGCAACCGGAACCGCCGCGACCCAGCCCCAGACCGCUGGCCGGACUCUUUCUUCGCUAAACCCGAUGGCUGUGAAUACGAUUUGGGCCGAUUUAGCCAGAGGGGGCUUCCUAAUCUGAAAAGGUCUCAACCCAUUUUGGAUGAUGAGCCAGAAGUGAAGCCGGCUAAGAGGGUGAGGAAGAAUCUGUACAGGGGGAUCCGGCAGCGUCCUUGGGGAAAAUGGGCGGCUGAGAUUCGUGAUCCCAGUAAAGGGGUUCGGGUUUGGCUCGGGACCUUCAACACUGCGGAAGAAGCUGCGAGAGCUUACGACAGGGAGGCUCGGAAAAUUCGGGGGAAGAAAGCAAAGGUUAACUUCCCCAAUGAAGACGAUGACUACACUGAGAAUCACCAAAAUCACCGUGCUCUACCAACUCGCUGGAACUCCAAUCCUUCUAUUUGUCAGCCCUAUACCCCAAAUUUCUCAAAAAGUUUGGGUUUUGCUGAUCACCUGAACCAGAUCGGAGCAUGCCCCUCCAAUGGGUUCAACACCGUUGGUGCUAUGAACGCUAACCCGGUUGCUGUCACAACCGAAGUGAAAUACGGCUCUGAUUCGGAGUCUGUGUACCCUUCCUCUGGAUUGUUGAAUUGCAAUCAGAAAGCCUGUGUUGGGAAAAUGAAAAAUGAGAAAGAGAACCAAACAGAGACUGUGACGGAAGCUGAGAAGGAGGAAAUGGAAGUGCAGAAGCUGUCGGAGGAGCUAAUGGCGUAUGAGUCGCUCAUGAAGUUCUAUCAGAUCCCCUAUCUCGACGGCAACUCAGCCGCGGUUCCCAACGCUGCUCAGGAAAAUACUGGUGUUUGCGGUGGUGCCGCCAUGGAAGCUCUUUGGAGCUUUGAUGAAUUUGCAGUUGCUCCUCAACCCACAUCAGCUGCUCUAUAAGCAUUUGGUUAUUUUGCAUCUUUUAGGUGGUUUGUAAAUUGGGCCAUGGGAGGAAAUUGUUAGAUUUCCUAUUCCCCAUUAAUUAGGAUGAUUUGCUGCUAAAUUUUGUCGGAUGGAAGUUGAAUAAACUUUUGAUCCUGUAUUCCAAUGACUUCUUAAUAUCGAAAUUGUCGAAUAAAACUCAACGGUGUAAUUCCGCGUUUUUGGAUC
This is a messenger RNA of Vitis riparia (riverbank grape), 1263 nucleotides long. RefSeq names its product ethylene-responsive transcription factor ERF073-like. The coding region runs from base 103 to 1053 and encodes 316 amino acids. NCBI's taxonomy places the organism in Eukaryota, Viridiplantae, Streptophyta, Magnoliopsida, Vitales, Vitaceae. Gene Ontology annotation, molecular function: DNA-binding transcription factor activity; DNA binding. The record is from RefSeq and is a predicted model, not a curated record. The transcript has 2 exons. Gene Ontology annotation, biological process: ethylene-activated signaling pathway; regulation of DNA-templated transcription.